AGAAAAUAGAAAACAACUUCUUCGUCCUUCCUUCCUUUCUUCCAUCACUGAAUCAAACCCACCAUUGCAAAUGUAUCGAUCAGCAGCCAGGCGAUUGCUUCCAUCUUUAUGCUCUCGAAUUCCAAUCCCACCGCCUCCUUUUCGUUUUCUCUCUACUGAUCAAACCCUCAAUGGUUUCAACACCACCUCAUCCGCCCAAGGAGAUGGUUUUCAUCAUCGUUCCGAUACCGGUGCUGCUGCUGGUGCCUCAAGAAGAACUACACCUAGGGCUAAUUACGAAGAGGAACAAGCUCGAGUGCUCGCCGCAUCUCUUCAUCACGUGAUUAGAUUGGGAUGGACUGAACCAGCAAUGAUUGCAGGUGCAAGGGAUGUUGGUGUUUCCCCUUCCAUUGUCGGAGCUAUUCCACGAAAAGAAGGUGCAUUAGUAGAGUAUUUUAUGGACGAGUGUUUGCAAAAACUUAUUGAUGCAAUUGAUUCUGGUGAGUUACAAUUACAAGAUUUGGUACCGAGUGAACGCAUUGCAAAGCUUGUUAAAGCUCGCUUACUAAUGCAAGCUCCAUACAUAUCAAAGUGGCCUCAAGCUCUAAGCAUUCAGGCACAGCCGUCAAAUUUCCCAACAAGCUUCAAACAACGAGCAAUGCUGGUUGAUGAGUUCUGGCAUGCUUCAAGUGAUGAAGGGGAUGGUGUUGAUUGGUACGUGAAGCGCACUGUUCUUGGUGGGAUAUAUUCAACAACAGAAAUAUACAUGCUAACGGAUAACUCCCCAGAUUUUCAUGAUUCAUGGAUAUUCUUAAAUGGCCGAGUCAGAGAUGCUUUUGAUUUAAAGAAGACCUUUCAAGAGGUGAAAUAUUUUGCAGAAGCAGUUGGGGCAGGGAUGGGAGGUUCAUUGCAGGGGUUUAUGAAGAAAGGUUGUUAGAAUUGAAUACGAAGGUUGCAGUUUAACAAAGUUCUAGGCAGCAUUGGAUCUGGUGGCCUUAUAAAUCCUAGGUUUAUCAUUUAUGCAAGAUAGUAUCAGAAAUGGUUUCUUUUUUAUCUUUAGAAAGCUCUUUGUUUGAUUGAUUAUCUUUUUCAUUACCUGAAGAAAUAAACUAUUUGUAUCCGGUGUUCAGCUUACCAGAACGUUUGGAGAAAAUGAAUGGAAAGGGGAUUUUGUGUUUGUUGCUCU
Molecule: messenger RNA, 1165 nt
Organism: Cynara cardunculus var. scolymus (artichoke)
Lineage: Eukaryota; Viridiplantae; Streptophyta; Magnoliopsida; Asterales; Asteraceae
Product: ubiquinone biosynthesis protein COQ9, mitochondrial
Exons: 6
Coding region: 71-916 (281 amino acids)
Biological process (GO): ubiquinone biosynthetic process
Cellular component (GO): mitochondrial inner membrane
Molecular function (GO): lipid binding
Source: RefSeq, a predicted model, not a curated record